AUGUCAAAUGCUCAGUCAUUGGAUAUCCCUGAAGUUCUUAAAGAAGAUGACAGACCGAAGUGGGACAAUAAAUUCCAGUAUAUUUUAAGCUGCGUUGGAUUUGCAGUAGGCCUGGGAAAUGUGUGGAGAUUUCCAUACUUAUGUCAAAUAUAUGGAGGAGGGGCAUUCUUGAUCCCAUACGUCAUAGCACUUGUCUUUGAAGGAAUCCCAUUGUUUCAUCUUGAACUAGCCAUAGGACAGCGCUUGAGAAAAGGCAGCAUUGGUGUCUGGAAUACCAUCUCACCUUACUUUGGAGGAGUUGGUAUUGGUUCAUUGAUGGUGUCGUUCAUUGUGAGCUUAUAUUAUAACACCAUUUUAGCCUGGGUAAUGUGGUAUUUCAUUAACUCAUUCCAAGAGCCCCUUCCUUGGAGCGCUUGCCCACUAAAUGGGAACAGAACAGGAUACAUUGAAGAAUGCCAUGAAAGUACUGCAGUAAAUUAUUUCUGGUACAGGAGAGCUUUAAACAUAAGCUCUGAUAUCACUGACAAUGGCAACUUACAAUGGUGGUUAGUUUUGUGCUUGGCCAUUUGCUGGGCAAUUGUGUACAUUUGUACCAUUCGAGGAAUUGAAUCCACAGGAAAGGCUAUUUAUGUAACAGCCAUAUUUCCUUAUGUGGUCCUAACUAUAUUCCUUAUUCGUGGACUCACUCUACCAGGAGCCACUGAAGGUUUAGUUUACUUCUUCACUCCUAAUAUGAACAUUCUCAAAAAUCCCCGUGUAUGGCUUGAUGCAGCCACCCAGAUAUUUUUCUCUCUCUCCUUGGCUUUUGGAGGACUCAUAGCAUUCUCAAGCUACAACUCACCAAAAAAUGACUGUGAGAAGGAUGCUGUGACAAUAGCAAUUGUAAAUAGUAUGACAUCACUGUAUGCCUCCAUCCCAGUUUUUUCUAUUUUGGGAUUUAAGGCAACCACUGGUUACUGGGACUGCCUGGACAGGAACAUUAUCGGUAUCAUCAAUGAAUUUGAUCUUCCAGACCAAAGCAUCAUGAGAGACAACUAUACAAUCUGGUUUGGAUUCCUGAACACAACCCAUCCAAAAAAAAUUGGUAGUCUCAAAUUGAGAAGUUGUGACCUUCAAGAAUUUCUUGAGCAGAGUGCAUCUGGAACUGGCCUUGCCUUUAUUGUUUUCACUGAAGCAAUUAUUCUGAUGCCUGGCUCACAGGGCUGGGCUGUCCUGUUUUUUGUAAUGCUGUUCAGCUUGGGUCUUUCUUCUAUGUUUGGAAACAUUGAGGGAAUUUUGACUCCUCUCUUGGAGCUUCAUGUUGUAUCUAAAUCUGUACCCAAGGAAGUUCUAUCAGGUGUAAUAUGCCUGGUCUCCUUUGUGACAGCUCUAUGUUUUACCCUGAGGUCUGGCAGUUACUGGCUUGAAGUUUUUGACAGUUAUGCGGGUUCCUUGCCUUUGCUAAUCAUCGCUUUCUUUGAAGUGACUGGUGUUGUCUAUGUUUAUGGAAUUAAAAGGUUCAGUGAUGAUGUGAAAUGGAUGACAGGACGACAACCAAACUUCUACUGGCAGGUGUCAUGGAGAAUUAUUAGCCCUCUGCUAAUGCUUACAGUCUUUAUUGCCUUUGUUACCCUUCAGACACAGGAGCAACCAAGCUAUGGAGCCUGGAAUCCUAAAUAUAAAGAUUUUCCCAUGAAGGAGGAGAAAGACUAUCCAGCUUGGAUACUGGCCAUUUGUGUGCUGUUGGUAGUCCUCCCUUGUAUAUUCAUACCUAUGGUAGCAUUCUAUCAUCUGAUCAAAAGAGUGCUAGGAAGGAGAAAGAAGGAAGGAACCUAA
Emys orbicularis (European pond turtle) is the source of this 1815-nucleotide messenger RNA. Its product is annotated as sodium-dependent neutral amino acid transporter B(0)AT3-like. Gene Ontology annotation, cellular component: plasma membrane. The transcript has 12 exons. Gene Ontology annotation, biological process: sodium ion transmembrane transport. The record is from RefSeq and is a predicted model, not a curated record. The coding region runs from base 1 to 1815 and encodes 604 amino acids. Lineage: Eukaryota; Metazoa; Chordata; Testudines; Emydidae.